Messenger RNA from Ceratina calcarata, 704 nucleotides. RefSeq names its product FERM domain-containing protein 3-like. NCBI's taxonomy places the organism in Eukaryota, Metazoa, Arthropoda, Insecta, Hymenoptera, Apidae. Gene Ontology annotation, biological process: actomyosin structure organization. The transcript is spliced from 6 exons. Gene Ontology annotation, cellular component: cytoskeleton. The coding region runs from base 42 to 689 and encodes 215 amino acids. The record is from RefSeq and is a predicted model, not a curated record.
GGUUAGAUCUGGCGAAAACAGCGAUCAAACAAGUGAAAGAUAUGGAGCCGAUUUUGUUCAGUUUCCGCGUAAAAUUCUACCCACCGGACCCUUUGAGGCUGAAGGAAGAAAUUACCAGGUAUCAAAUUUACCAACAGCUAAAAAGGGACCUUCUUCAUGGGCGCCUGUAUUGCAGUCCGGGUGAAGAAGCGCUGCUGGCGGCGUGUAUUAUUCAAAGUGAAUUAGGGGAUUAUGACCCGAAGAUUCACGAGGGGAACUACAUCUCCGAGCACAAGAUACUGCUUAAACAAACGGAGGCUAUCGAAGAAAAGGCUAUGAAGCUGCACCAAACAGAGCUGAAAGCGAUGACCCCGGAACAGGCGGAAACCCAUUUCCUCAGGUUAGCCUCGCAACUGGACACGUACGCCGUUGAUCCACAUCCCGUAAAGGACCAAAAGGGUGCGCAGGUGUAUCUCGGUAUUAAUCAUUGCGGUAUUCUGACGUUCGAGGGAUCUCGCAAAACGCAUCAUUUCCGCUGGCCGGAGGUUCAAAAAAUCAACUACGAGGGGAAGAUGUUUAUUGUACAUUUAACGAUAAGCGAGGACGUGAGGACAAAGAAAAAGCACACUGUCGGAUAUAAAUGUCCCACGGGAUCAAACUGCCGCCACGUAUGGAGAUGCGCCAUCGAGCAAAUGUUAUUUUUCACGUAAGUAUCAGGACUAUAC